CUCUCUCUCUCUCUCUCUCUCUCUCUCCCUCUCUCUCUCCAGUUGUUCUUCGCCUCUGAGACUUUGUUUUAUCCGCCAUCGUCAUUCACACGGUGUGGACACGGAGGAUCGGAGCUACCCUCUCUCUCUCUCUUUCUCUCCUCUCCUCGUCGUUAUUUCGCGUUUUCCUGCCGCCUGACAACUUGUUUGUGUGUUAGCGCAUUGGGCUGCUGCUGUCCAUGGGCGCUGCUGCUGUUGACACACUCCGGUUGUCCGGUGCGCCUCUGCGGGUCGGUUCGGGACGGGUAUCGGUUGGGCGCCGCUUUGUUUUUUUAUUUAUUUAUUUUAUUUCUUAAUUUAUUGUUUUCAUGAAUGAAUAUCGAGGCGGGGAAAUGCGAGUGACUGCGAAACUCCCUUGCAGCCGGGCUCCCGGGGGGCCAGCCGCCGAUGAGAGGGAUUAACGACGGAGCGGAGCCGUGGCUCAUUGCGGAAAAAAAGCGAGCCUUGACUGCAGCCUGGCGCGGAGACGCACCGUGAGGGAAACGGGCUCCAUAGCGUAGAGCAGCGGACCGAAAACCGCCGUGACCACAAUGUCUAUCCACAUCGUGGCUCUGGGCAGCGAGUGCCCCGGUGGAGUGGGACCCGGGGAGGAGAUCAUGGGCCAGGGGCAGCUGCAGGGAGGCUUGCUGUGGAGCUACCUGGGUCAUGGAGCCCUGGUGGGACCCUGCGACCUGGAGAGCAGCCUGCACAACCCGGCCUUCAUGGAGUACACCUCCAGGGUGUUUGGAGAUGUCACCGUGGUGGUCCGGGAUUGUCCCAGCUGGGACUUGUUGGACAGCGACUGGGCCAGCGUACGGAAAGUUCUUGAGCAGGCGGACAUCCUGGUUAUUAAAUAUUCAGUCACAGACAAGUUGGCCUUCCAGCAGGUCAGGAACGGCUACGCCCCGAGACUCCGCCCGCUCCUCAGGCACUGGGGUGUCCCUGUCAUCCUGGUCGCUGUUGGAGCACGGCUGAAUGACGAAGGCCCUCCUUGUACGUGUCCGUUGUGUGCAUCAGACUGGAGCAGCUGUGUUCCUCACAGUGAAGGUCUGCAGCUGUCCCGGGACCUGGGGGCCACCUAUCUGGAGCUGCCCUCCCUCAACCACGUCUUUGUGGGUCGCUACUUUGGCAGCGUGCUGGAGUACUUCAUGAUUCAGUGUCUGAAACACAAAGCCAAAGAAAGGCCAGAGAAGAGGCGAGGAAAUAAAGUGAAUGAGCUCCGUCCCCCGCACUUAGAACAACCAGCUCGUCUUCCCCCCAUCCGAGUGGAGGAGUCCAGCUUCUCCCAGGACAUGCAGUGGUUGCUGGAGCGUGGCGUACAGUUCGCCGAUGUGGCUUUCUACGCUGGGGAUUCUGGGAAAGAGCUGGGGUGGGCUCACGCUGCAGUGCUAUGUGCUGUCAGCCCCUACUUCAGACAGCUGCUCCUGGGGCCCAAGACCAGGGAACGCCCACAGUCACGAUGUGUUUGCAGAGAGCGAGAUGGAGGCCCCCAUUCGCUGCUCUCUACCUGGGAUGGAGGUAUUAUUGAUGACAUGCCGAGAUCAGAGGGACACCUGACAGGACGUCUCACUCGUCUGGUGGUGAAGGACCCCCUCCUGUGUAUGUGCCUGUGGGAGACUCUCAUGUUCAUCUAUAGAGGAGCGUGGGAGUGGGAGCACCUUCAGGAGGCCCUGGAAGAGAAGCUGAAGAAUUCGCUGGCUGUGGCUCAGCUUAUGGAGCGCAUACGAUCGCUCAUUGGCAGAGACAGGGGCCCCAGGGACACACCGAGUGCCCGGGCGGCUCAGCUCGGCCCCCAGACUCUUGUCAACCUCUUCAACUCCCCCCUUUACUCUGAUGUCAUCUUCAUGGUGCAAGGGAGUGUGUUGCCGGCUCACCGGGCGGUGCUGGUGGCCCGCUGUGACGUCAUGGCGGCCAUGUUUAGCGGGAAAUACGCAGAGGCUCGGAGUCGAGUGGUGCCAAUCCACGGAGUCUCCUCUGACACCUUCCUGUCCUUCUUGGAGUAUCUCUACACUGACUCCUGCUGUCCUGCCAGUGUGCUGCAGGCCAUGGCCGUGCUGGUUUGUGCCGAGAUGUACCAGGUGAAGCGACUGCAGCAUCUCUGUGAGGUCUGUGUGUGCGCGUACCUUCAGAGCAUGCCCAGCAGAGAGCUGGCAUCGACAGGCAUCAGCGUGGUCCGACUACUCCGCAGAGCAAAGUGCCACAAUGCAGAGCAGCUGUACGUCUGGCUCCUCCACUUCAUCGCCAACAACUACCUAAUCUUCAGUCAUAAACCCGACUUCCUGGAGCUCUCAGAUGAGGAGCGUGAGCAGGUGGAGAGGCUACGCUGGCCAUCCAGAGGGUACUUGCAGGAGCUCAGCGAGUACCAGCAGCGACGACGCAAACUACGAAAGUCCCGCUGUAUAGUCAUGUGACCACAUCUGGAUGCCCAAACUCUGUGGACAAGAGGAGGGGGGAGCAGAGGAGGGAAUCCAAAGAGAAAAUAAAGGAUGAGAGUCAUCAUCAACAUGUGUGGAAGCAGACAGAGGGAGUGUUUCUUUCUGGUUGUGCUGCUGGAUGAAAGGCUGACUGAAGGACGGUGUUGCAGUGGAUUAAGAUGUGUGACUCCUUAACCAAUCAGACAUCGUCAAGCAGUGACACACACACUGCUACAAUACGCCUCUCUUCCCCCACAGGAAUGACUGGAGCAUCCUUUGCAUAAUGACUUCUUCCUCGUUGGGCAAUACAAAAUGACCUACUCCUUAAAAACCAAUAUGACUAUUUUGUCUGGCCACUGUCCAGAAGCUCUGUGAAAGAUUAUAUUUCUACUGGCUGGAGCACAAUAGUGGAGUUCAAAGAUGAACAGUGACACAAAAUGUCUCCAUUCUGAGUACAUAUAUAUCAAAUGCCCACACAUCUGUUGGAAAACCAGCCAGGAUCAUGUCCAGACUGUUUCAAACUACAUUAACGGGUUAUGUGACUUCAGGUUGAAAAAACAGGAAGAAAUCAGUGCUGAGGGGUUUUCUUCUCUUCAUGAUACCUGAACAUGUCUGUGUCUCUUCUGUGCGCUGAACACAGGACUUCUCAAUCAUAAAUUAAACCAUGUUGGCUCAUGUUACAUCUGUGUCCCGUUGGAUCUAAAACUUGUGAACAUGUGCAAAUGCAGCAUUUCUGAAGCUGAAGUAACUCUUUCAGCAGAGCGGUGACCGACAGUAACACAGAGGGCAACUAGUGAUGCUGCUGGUAGCACCGUCAUACUCAUUACCAUCUGUAAUAUAUCAGAAACUCAGUUUAGCAUAUGAGCAGGACCAAUUUAAUUACAAUUCUUUUAUUAGAUUCUUUCACAUCUAUAAUGCAGCAUCAGUGAGUGGCCUGACUGAUUUUAUUACCAUGCAAGAUGGAAUACAAUUUGAUCGCAGUCUUUGUCAAACGAGGCCAUUUCACUUUGAAAAAAUGGCUUAAAAUAAAAUGCUCAAAUGAAAUGAAACCUUGCUCUGUACACCAAAUUCUGAACAAUCAUCACUGUAUUUUAAAAUUUCAUUUGAUGUCUGUUGAGCUGGACUUUUACACCAUUUCUUUUGCAGGUUAAUAUGAAUUCAUGUAGAAAUGAGUCCUUAUCUGUUUGCAAUAACGAAUAAUAAUGAUCUGUCUCUGUCACAAAAAGGCAAAAGCCUUUUGUAGCAUUUACAGAAGUGGUACAAAGAUAUGAGAGAAAUAACAUAUCUUGAACAUAAGUUAGUAAAUUGAAAACCUCAAUGCCUCUGGGUGGGGAUACACGAUAUUUAUUUGAUCUUUUUUUUUAAUUUGACAGGUUGUUUUUAAUCAUAACGAGAUUAUGAUUUAUUGGUGCUGCAAUUAUUUUUGUAAACGAUACUGUAUGUGGACAUUUAUGAUUUUUUUUAAACAUUUGAGUAGAAACUACAGGGUCGCACUCCUUUGCAGUCUAAUGUUUUACUGCUAUUUACUUGAAAGGUGUAAAAAAAAAUCUUGAUUUAAAAAAAAUGGGUACAGGAUGUCUUACCUUGUCUGAUUCAUUCAACAAAAUAAAAACAAAUAAAGAUCAA
Messenger RNA from Acanthochromis polyacanthus (spiny chromis), 4058 nucleotides. It is a transcript of the gene rhobtb3, whose product is annotated as Rho related BTB domain containing 3. The coding region runs from base 570 to 2429 and encodes 619 amino acids. The transcript has 13 exons. The record is from RefSeq and is a predicted model, not a curated record. Gene Ontology annotation, cellular component: cytoplasm. NCBI's taxonomy places the organism in Eukaryota, Metazoa, Chordata, Actinopteri, Pomacentridae. Gene Ontology annotation, biological process: proteasome-mediated ubiquitin-dependent protein catabolic process; regulation of proteolysis. Gene Ontology annotation, molecular function: ubiquitin protein ligase binding.